This is a messenger RNA of Ustilago hordei, 3609 nucleotides long. RefSeq lists its product as uncharacterized. Gene Ontology annotation, biological process: peptide catabolic process. The transcript has a single exon. The record is from RefSeq and is a predicted model, not a curated record. Gene Ontology annotation, cellular component: cytosol; mitochondrion. The coding region runs from base 1 to 3609 and encodes 1202 amino acids. Lineage: Eukaryota; Fungi; Basidiomycota; Ustilaginomycetes; Ustilaginales; Ustilaginaceae. Gene Ontology annotation, molecular function: metal ion binding; metalloendopeptidase activity.
AUGCUGCCCCUUCGCCGUGCAGUAGUCCGCUCAGCUCUGCGGAACUCGUCUGCUGCUCAGCGCUCUCUCCUCAUUGCUUCUUCUUCUCCCGCACGACCAGUCUCCGCUGCCACCUGCAAGCUUCUUCGUAUUCCAGCAACAUCCAACAGCGCCCGUCACAUCUCCUCCGCUACUCUCCCUAGCAUCAACAACAAGAUGGUCGUGGCCACUUCUUCCACCACUGGCGUCCCUGGCUCGUCUCGCCAGCUUGCAGCUCCGGCAUCGACUGCAGUGACGACGGGCACCGGCUCGUUUGAAGGCUUGCCAGCUGGCUAUGAGAUCCGCGAUACUCUUAACGGCUCCCAAGCCGCAGCACCGUUCGCCGUCUUCACAAAGGACCUUGAGAUCUCUGCUCAGGAUGACAUGCGCUACCGUCUCGUACGCCUUGCCAACGGUCUCGAGGCGCUUGUAAUUCAGGACCCCAAGACAGACAAGUCCAGUGCUGCCAUGGACAUCCGUGUCGGUCACCUCAGCGACCCUGAGGAGCUUCAGGGCCUUGCUCAUUUCUGCGAGCAUCUCCUCUUCAUGGGUACCAAGAAGUAUCCCCGAGAGAACGAAUACUCUGAAUAUCUCUCCAAUCACUCCGGAGGCUCCAAUGCAUACACCGGCAUGGACAAUACCAACUACUUUUUUGAUGUCUCUCCAGACCACUUCGAGGGUGCAUUGGAUCGAUUCGCCCAAUUCUUCCUGGAACCUCUCUUCGACUCAUCAUGCUCGGAGCGAGAGAUCAAGGCUGUCGACAGCGAGCACAAGAAGAAUCUCCAGAGUGACAUGUGGCGCAGUUUCCAGCUCGACAAGACCUUGUCCGACCCUUUGCACCCCUAUUCGCACUUUGGUACCGGCAACUACCAGACAUUGUGGGAGGAGCCCAAGAGCAAGGGUAUGGAUGUUCGCGACGAGCUGCUCAAGUUUCACGACCAGUACUAUUCGGCCAAUGUCAUGAAGCUUGUUGUUCUUGGCAGAGAAGACCUCGACCAGCUCACGAGCUGGGUUAUCGAGAAGUUCUCGGGCGUCCGCAACACCGGUCGUGAGCCUCCUCUCUUCGACCGCAGCCCAUUGACACAGGAGCAGCUGCAGAAGCAGAUCUUUGCCAAGUCGGUCAAGGAUGUUCGCAAACUCAAGAUUGCGUUCCCCAUUCCUGACCAAGGACCUCAUUUCCGAUCCAAGCCCGGCUCUUUCCUUUCCCAUUUCAUCGGACAUGAGGGUGAAGGCUCGAUCUUGUCGCAUCUGAAGAAGAAGGGAUGGUGUGACCGUCUAUCUGCUGGUGCGACAGGCGAUGCUAACGGUUUUGAGUUCUUCAAAAUCUCGAUCGACUUGACUCAGGAAGGUUUGAAGAACCACGAGAAGGUGCUCGAAUCGGUUUUCAAGUACAUUCACCUUCUCCGCAACAGCAACCUCGAGCAGUGGACUCACGAUGAGGUGGCUCGACUCAGCGAGCUCAUGUUCCGCUUCAAGGAGAAGAUCGACCCUGCCGACUACGCUUCCAGCACCGCUACACAGAUGCAGAUGCCAUACCCUCGCGAGUGGAUCUUGUCUGGAGGAUGGCUCAUGCGUGAUUUUGACCGCGAUCUGAUCAAGCACACCCUUGACCACCUCACUCAAGAGAAUUGCCGUGUUGUUGUCAUGGCCAAGACCCUCCCCGAUGGCAGCACCUCGUGGGAGAGCAAGGAGAAGUGGUACGGUACCGAGUACUCGAUCAAGCCACUUCCUUCUCAGCUCUUGACACAGAAGCCAAGCGAGUUUGAAAACCUGCGCUUGCCUCAACCCAACUCGUUCAUUCCUGCCAAUUUUGACUUUAAGGCUCCCUUGGCAGAGGAACAGGGUAAGAAGCCGACACCGCGACCUCAGCUUGUGCUCGACAACGACAGCAUGCGUGUCUGGCACAAACUUGAUGACCGUUUCGGCCUGCCCAAGGCUAACGUGUUCUUCGUUCUUCGCAAUCCUCUGAUCAAUGCAACACCGGCCACGUCGAUCAAGACUCGUAUGCUGAUCGAGCUCAUCUCGGACUCGCUUGUCGAGUACUCUUAUGACGCUUCGUUGGCUGGCUUGAGCUACAUGCUUGACUCGCAGGACCAGUCAUUGGCUCUCUCGCUCAGCGGUUACAACGACAAGAUCCCUGUCCUUGCUCGCAGCAUCUUGGAGAAGCUCGCCAACUUCCAGAUCGACCCCCGUCGCUUCGAGCUCGUCCAAGACCGCGUCAAGCGAUCGUACCAGAACUUCGCCAUCGAGGAGCCCUACCGUCACGCCACCUACUACACCACCUACUUGCUCCAAGACAAGAUGUGGACACCACAGGAGAAAUUGCGUGAGCUCGAGCAGUUGACGGUUGCCGAAGUACAGCAGUUCCUGCCUGAGUUGUUGCAGCGUAUGCACUUGGAGGUAUUGGCUCACGGUAACUUGGCCAAGGAGGAGGCCGUAGAGUUGUCCAACAUGGUUUGGAACACGAUCAAGUCUCGUCCUGUCAACAAGACCGAGUUGCUAUCCAGUCGAUCUUUGUUGUUGCCCGAAAAGUGCAACAAGGUGUGGAACUUGCCAGUGACCAACGCUGCUAACAUCAACCACGCUAUCGAGUACUACGUUCAGGUUGGAGAGCCGACUGAUAUUUCGGUUCGCGCUCCGUUGUCGUUGUUUGCUCAGAUUGCCAACGAGCCAGUGUUCAAUCAGCUCCGUACGAAGGAGCAGUUGGGAUACCUAGUGUUCAGCGGUAUCCGACGCAGUAUUGGCAGCUUGGGAUGGCGUAUCAUUGUUCAGAGUGAACGCGAUGCUCCUUACCUUGAAGGCAGGGUGGAUGCUUUCUUGGAUCAAUUCAAGACGACCCUCGAGAAGAUGACUGAUGCCGAGUUUGAAGGUCACAAGCGAUCCAUUAUCCACAAGAAGCUCGAGAAUGUCAAGAAUCUGGUUGAGGAAUCCCAGAGGUUCUGGUCUCCUGUCUUUAGCGGCAACUACGACUUUACCGCCCGAUACGCUGAUGUAGAAGCUAUUGCCAAGACAACGAAGGAAGAGGUGGUGGACUUGUUCAUGAGAUACAUCCAUCCCAGCUCGACAUCGAGGAGCAAGCUUUCAGUUCACUUGAACUCCACUGCUGCUCCUUCGCUCAGGUUCUCCUCCAAGGCCGUCGAUGCUCUUGAGCAGGCUGUCAACGCUCAAGGCCUGCCAGUUCCCAAAGAAGCCUUCGAUGCUCUGAGGGCACAGCAACCAGCCAUCGAGACCGUGAAGGACAUGGCUAGUGGCGCAAUGGCUCAAUCGCCCACGCCUCUGCCCGCUGAAGCUGCCAAGCAGAUGUUGGGUCUUGUUGACUCGCUUGCUGCUCAAUUCCCCUACACUGACGGUGCAGCGGUGGAGAAGAAGCUGGAGCAGGUGAAGAAGGUAGAGAGUGCGAUCCCGGCGGAGGAGGUCAAGGAUGCUACAUCAUUCAAAGCUAGACUCAACCCAAGUAAGGCAGCUGUCCCUGUGAGGUCGUUUGCUGAAUUGGCAAAGGAUCCGAGCGAGGAGGCUGAGGAGGUUGCGAAGAUUGCCGAGGCAAUGCUGAAGGGUGGGAAGUCGGUGGAGGAGCCUAAGGCUAACCUCUAA